Messenger RNA from Dermatophagoides pteronyssinus (European house dust mite), 3529 nucleotides. RefSeq lists its product as uncharacterized. Gene Ontology annotation, biological process: regulation of transcription by RNA polymerase II. The record is from RefSeq and is a predicted model, not a curated record. Gene Ontology annotation, molecular function: RNA polymerase II cis-regulatory region sequence-specific DNA binding; DNA-binding transcription factor activity, RNA polymerase II-specific. Lineage: Eukaryota; Metazoa; Arthropoda; Arachnida; Sarcoptiformes; Pyroglyphidae.
GAAUUGUCUGACAAUUUGUAUUAACUCAGAAAAAAAUACGAUGCAAAUCAUCAUCAUCAAUAUUAUCAUUUGAUCUUAGUGAUGAUGAUCAUAUCAGAAUUGACAUUAUAAUUUUGAAAAAAUAAUUAUGUCCAAUCAAGAAGAAACGAAUAUGAAUGUUGAUAAUUUUAAACAACAAUCAUCAUCAGCAUCAAAUUAUCCAGAUAUGGAAAAUCAUUAUGAUCAAAAUCAACAAGCAAAUAAUCAUCCAUCCGAUAACAAUUGGCCAUCAUCAUAUGUUUUGCUUGAUGAUAAUGGCAGUUCAUAUCAUCAAUAUCAACAACAACACCAACAUGAUCAAAAUGAAUCGAAUGAAAUAAAACAUGAAUACAACAUUGACAUUCACUAUCAAUCUGUUUCAGAUAAUGAUGUGACGAAUUAUCCCAGCAAAUCAUCAUUUGAACCUACAUCUUUUCAAGAUGGUCGACAAGAACAAAAACAUUUGAUACCUCUUGAAAAUAGUUAUACUAGUCCUAUGAAUGAAGAAUCUGAACAACAUUCUAUGAAAAAUGGCAAAGAAAUUGUGACGAAAAUUGAAACAGAAAAAAACGUAACAUGUAAUGUUAAUGUGCAAAAACCAAUUACCUUACGACCACAUUCAACUCCAGCAACAUUAAUGUGGCUUGAGAAUAACUAUGAAUUAGCCGAAGGUGUUUGCAUACCUAGAUCGGUUUUAUAUCUACAUUAUAUUGAUUUUUGUCAAAUCAAUCGUGUUCAACCGGUGAAUGCGGCAAGUUUUGGUAAAAUAAUUCGACAACAAUUUCCUCAAUUAACCACUCGAAGAUUAGGCACAAGAGGACAGUCCAGAUAUCAUUACUAUGGAAUUGCAGUAAAAGAGAAUUCAGCUUAUUAUCAGCUAUCCUAUUCAAAAAAAUCUGUACAAUUACAAUGUUCGGAAAAUGGUCGAAAAUAUAAUGCUAAUGGUAAUAAUAAAUCAAUAAUGAAAAGAAUAUCUUCACGAUUCUUAAUGAAUAAUGUAUCAAAUACGGAUACAUCAUCAUCGAAUACGACAAGAUCACAACAUCAACAUCAAUAUUUUAAUACAUCGGAUGGUGAUCAAUCUCAAACACUAAAUCCUAUAUCAUCGACGUCAUCAUCAUCGAUUUCAAUCACCAAUUUGGAAAAUCAUCCUCUAUCCAAUAACAUUGGCUCGAAUUAUCAUCAACAACAACAACAACAACAACAACAACAGCAACAUCAAUCGAAUGCUAAAAUGUAUUUACAACAGAAUGAUUUAAAUGUUAGCUAUAAAGAGGGCAAAGUUCGUUCACAAUCAGUUCGAUUGUUACAUAAUGAUGAUGAGAUUAAUCAUCAUCAUAGCCAGUUUCCAUCUUCGUCUUCAUCAUCAACAUCAUCAUCAUCAUCAUCAUUAUCAUCGAUGAUUGAAGAAGAAGAAAUAAUUGAAGAGUCAGAAAAUGGUCAAGGUAGUCAAACAAAUAAUCAUCAGCCCAAUAAUAAAAAUAAUAAUCAUUCAAGUAAUACGACAAAUUUGAUGCCAGUAUUACCACCAUUUCCAACUAAUGAAGAAUUACAAUUAUGUCAUAAUUAUCACAACAAUUCGAUACCAACAUUUUUGCUUAUGUAUCGUGCUCAUUGUCAACGAAUUUUGGAUGCAAUCGUACGGGCCAAUUUUGAUGAGGUACAUACACUUGUUUAUCAUUUCUGGCAACAAAUUCCGCCACAUCUCACGCCGGUGAUGAAUAGUAAUUUGUUCAUCAAUCUUUUGGCCAUAUGCGAUAUCCGGCUAUAUCGAACGAUCAUUAAAAUUAUUUCAAUGACAUUUGUUCAACCGCUUUCCCAAAUUGCUUACACUCAAUUAGAAAAUUUUGCUGCUACAUAUGAUUCCGUUUUACAAGCUGCUUUACCGCGGGAAAAUGUUUUAUUGAUUCAGAUCAAAAUAGAAUUGGCUAGACAUUUUAUCAUAAUGAUUAAAUGUCUUCUACGACAUUGUCGUCUAUUUCAUACAUUACAAAAUCAAUUAUUCAAUAAUUGUAAUAAUAUAGCAGGAAAUCUGCUGAAACAAUUACAUCAAGAUUGGAUGCGAAUUGAUUUGAACAAUCUUUGUGAUAAGAUUAUUGAAAUUUAUUAUAAAACCGGAACUAUUAACUAUUUGGGCGGAACUAUUUAUUCGGCAAAUGUGUAUGAAAAAUUGCAUAAAUUAUUAUAUAAAUAUUUUUCCGAAUUCAAAUUAUUGGUUACCAAUAUGGUUGAUUGUACUCAAUUAUUGGAUUUGUUUGAAAGUACAUGGAAUGAAUCGAUGAGAAUUUAUUUUCAACAUCGACAACAUCACACAUCUGAUGAACGUUCCACAACAACAACUUUUUUGGACGCAGAUUUUGCCCGUAAUUUUCUGAUCAUUUGGACAUUUGUCAAAUGGCAAAUCAUACAAGAAUUGAUGAAAAUAAAAGCUUCAAGUCAUGAUUUAUUCGUGACUUUUGGCGGACUAUUGGAUGACUUUUGUAUUUAUAAGAUCAAGGACAUUUAUUUUGAUCAUUGUGUGAAACGGUUUUAUGCAAAUGCAGCAAUGAAUUCCAAACCAUCAUGGCCGCAAAAUCAUUGUUAUGAUCCUAUGGAAUUGAUUCGCCAUACAACAUCAUUGGCAAGUAAUCUGACUUGCCAACAACCAAAUUCAGAUCAAUUUUCCGAAACAUUUAACGAUGGUAAUUCAACAGGUUCGAAUAAUUUUGGAUCGAAUAAUGGCUGUACUGACAGCCAUCAUCAUCAUCAUUAUCAUUAUCAUCAGAAUCCAUAUCAAGCAAAUAUAAUUAAUCCCGAAGUUGAUGGCUAUGGCAAUACAUCUUUCACAACUGAGCAUCAGCAACAUCAACAGUAUAGAAAUAAUAAUAAUAAUAAUCAUUAUACACAACAAUAUCAAACGCGACAAGAUAGUCUAAUUUGUUUUUCAAUGAAUUUUCAUGCCAAUUCUAUCCAGGUAAUGACAGCACCUUCAUCAUCAUCAUCACCAUCAUCAUCAUCAUUGAUGGGUACAGGUAUUGGUGAUGUAUGUUCGACAACAACAGCAGCAGCAACUGUAUCACCAUCCACACCAAUCAAUGAUAUAUAUCAUCAUUAUCAUCAUAGGCAAUAUCAAACAUUGCCUAAUAAUAUUCCAGUUUCAGAUACAUCACCUACAAUUACAACAUCAACAUCAACGAAUGUAGGUCAAACAUCAUCAUCAUCAUCAAUGGCCAAUAAUGGUAAAUCGAUACGUUAUUAUUUCACAUCGGAAAAUUGUCAAAAUAUUUACAACGCUAAUAGCAGCAAUAGUAUUAAUAAUCGUUGAAAUUAAUAUCAAACACACCGCAGACACAAUAUUGAAAGUUUUAUGGAAAAAAACCUGCUUAUUUUAUUUAUUUAUUAUCAUUGUUUUUAUCGAUUCAGACGGAUGGAUUGAUGUUAUAUUCUAAGGUUGUGUGUGUAUGUGAAGGAGAGAAAUGUGAAUUUAUAUUUGAAAAAAAAGAUCGAUCAUGAAACAAAAGAAAUCAAUUAC